This is a messenger RNA of Staurois parvus, 1311 nucleotides long. Lineage: Eukaryota; Metazoa; Chordata; Amphibia; Anura; Ranidae. The record is from the annotation of a GenBank genome assembly.
AUGAUGAGUACUUAUGUCACAUUCAAACAUUUUGCAUGGGCUGGAAAUCUUGUCCGUUCGGUGUUUAUGUCAAGAAAUGUUGGCAGAUACCAAAGUAGCAAAACUGAAAACUCUCAAGAUGGCAACCCAUUACUAAAAUACCUUACAAUGAAAAUAAAGGCAACAGGUCCUAUUACUGUUGCAGAAUAUAUGAGGGAAGUUUUAAACACAAAUCCUUUGAAGGGUUAUUAUAUGCACCAUGACAUGCUGGGAGAACAUGGAGAUUUUGUUACAUCCCCUGAAAUAAGUCAAAUAUUUGGAGAGCUAAUUGGGAUAUGGUGUGUUAGUGAAUGGAUAUCAGGAGGAAAAUCAAAAUCUCUUAAUUUAGUGGAACUUGGUCCUGGAAGAGGCUCACUAAUGAGUGACAUUUUAAGAGUUUUUAAUCAGUUCCGAUAUCUACUAAACACAUGUGAUAUCUCAAUACACCUAGUAGAAGUGAGUCCUAAAUUAAGUGAAAUCCAAGCACUCAACUUAACAGAAAACAGCACUGAGGCAAAAUAUGAAGACAAAUCACCAUGUUAUAAAAUGGGAAUAACAAAGACAGGUCUUCCAAUUAACUGGUACUAUAACAUACAAGACGUACCCUCAGGUUACACAUUUUACAUAGCACAUGAAUUUUUUGAUGCUUUGCCUAUACACAAAGUACAGAAAAUCCAAGAUGAAUGGAGAGAAAUAUUGAUUGAUGUUGAUCAAGAGAUUCCACAAAAAAUUAAGAUUUGUUCUUGGUUCUAGCCGUUCUCUUAUUGCAAAAACCUUUGUUCAGGCUGAUGAAACAAGGAAUCACAUGGAAGUUUGUCCUGAAGCUGCUAUAAUUAUUCAGAAUCUUGCAAGCCAAUUAAAAAAAUAUGGAGGAGCUGCUCUCAUAGCUGAUUAUGGACAUUCAGGAGACAAGGCGGACACAUUCAGAGGAUUUAGGUCUCACCAGUUACACAAUGUGCUGUUAGAUCCAGGAACAGCAGAUCUUACAGCUGAUGUUGACUUUAGCUUCUUGAAAAUGAUGACUGCAAAUACUGUGAGCACUUUUGGACCUAUUACACAAAAUGAGUUCUUGAGAAAUAUGGGAAUUGAUUUGCGAAUGAAGGUUCUUAUGGAAAAUGCUAAAGAUGCUGUAACGCAGAAACAUUUGAUACAGAGCUAUGAUGUUCUUAUGAAUCCGGAUAAAAUGGGAGAACGAUUCAAAUUUUUUUCUCUUUUUUUCCCCAUGAUAGAGUGGAAAAAACUUCUGAAGAUAAAUACCCUAUAGCUGGAUUUACUGAAUUAAAAAUGAGCUGA